Molecule: messenger RNA, 1806 nt
Organism: Pseudoliparis swirei
Lineage: Eukaryota; Metazoa; Chordata; Actinopteri; Perciformes; Liparidae
Gene: pla1a
Product: phospholipase A1 member A
Exons: 11
Coding region: 211-1599 (462 amino acids)
Biological process (GO): lipid metabolic process
Molecular function (GO): lipase activity; carboxylic ester hydrolase activity
Source: RefSeq, a predicted model, not a curated record
AAAGGAAGCAGAGAACUCCCCCACCGACCAAUGAAAGCAGGAAGAAGGACGUUCCUGUUUUAAAGUCCAGCCCCGAACUUAAAAACGGAGCGCUGCAGACGGACUCGGCUAAAGCCGGCGCGGGUCGUCUCAGAGUUGCAACACCGGCACAGAGCCGGGGAUUUUCUCUCCAGCCCAAAGCCGACCUCCAGUAAACCUCCGUUCUCACCGAUGGCUCAGCAGGAGGCGCCUCGGAGACACGAGCCGGUCCUCCUAUGGGUGCUGGUGGUCUUCACAUCGCUGGUUCUGGGUACCGAGGACGGGCCGACGGGCGGCGGCUGCGCCGACCUCCACAACACCACCUGGCUGGAGUACCGGCAGCACCGGGCCCAGCUGCAGCUCCGGUACCUGCUGCUGACGCGCCGCGCCGCGGACUGCGCUCAGGUGUUCAGCCUCCAGGCGCUCACCGACACGCAGCGGCCGUCCGACUUCAACGCCUCCCGCGCCACCAAGGUCAUCGUCCACGGGUACAGGGUGAUUGGCAGUAAGCCGUCCUGGGUGAAGCAGCUGGCCGGCGCCCUGCUGAGGGCGGAGGACGUGAACGUGGUGGUGGUGGACUGGGUCUACGGCGCCUCCUUCGCCUACAACCUGGUGGUGCAGAACUACAAGGAGGUGUCUCUGCAGAUCUCGGUCCUCAUUAACCAGCUGCACAAACAUGGGUGCGCCCUGGAGUCCUUCCACUUCAUCGGGGUGAGUCUGGGGGCGCACGUCUCCGGCUUCGUGGGGACUCUGUUCCAGGGGCAGAUCGGCCGGAUCACAGGGCUGGACCCGGCUGGACCCAUGUUCAAAGGAGCCGACACCUACGACCGGCUGGACGCCUCCGACGCCCGCUUUGUGGACGCCAUCCACACCGACUCCGACUACUUUGGGAUCUCCAUCCCGGUGGGUCACGUGGACUUCUUUCUGAACGGAGGGAACGACCAGACCGGCUGCGCUCGCUCCAGGUUCAACUCCAUGUACAGUUAUGUGAUAUGUGACCACAUGAGGGCGCUGCAAGUCUACAUGAGCGCGCUGAACGGCUCGUGCCCGUUGGCGGGGAUCCCGUGCUCCAGUUAUGAGGACUUCCUGAAGGGGCGCUGUCUGGACUGCGACGUCUUCGGGGGGACAUGUCCCACGAUAGGUUUGUCUCCACACAGCGGUAUCACCGUGUCUCCGCUCCCCAAAGAGCAGAAGCUCUUCCUCCUCACCACGUCUUCAUCGCCGUUCUGCUUGCGCCACAUCCUGCUGCAGCUGGAGGUUUCUCCUCUGGAUAAGAGCGCCGAGCUGGAGGUGGCGCUGACGACGGAGAACCGGGGAACCGAGCAGCGGCUCCGGCUCCACACAGGCCUGACGGGGUACCUGGCGGUGCUGGCCCACCCUGACCCUCUGUGUGAGAUCGCCUCCAUCAGGCUGAAGAACACCGGAGCUCGGUUCUACCGACAAGCCGACGUCCACGUCAAGUCCGUCUGUCUGUCAGAGAUCCCUCCACUCAGGAGGGAGGAGCCGCUGUGCGUGAACAACAUCAACGUCCGGCGAGGAGCUCCGUGGUCACAUGACUUCGUCCAGGUGUGUGCCUUCUGAAGACGAGGUCUGCUCCAUCUUCACCCCUCGUUAAUGAAAGCCAAAGAAACGCAUCACGUCUCGUCAAACUUUAAUAUUUAGGUAUUUGUCUGAUCUCCCAACAUCACGACUGGAUCUGUUGUACGUGGUUAUUCCUAAUUUGUUUAUUAUUCAAGUUUUACUCUGAGCUCUGAGAAGGGUUGACAAAAUAAAAAUAGAUUGACUGCU